CGCAAGAAGCUCACUGAAUAGAAAUGUCAGGUAGGAGAAUAAGGUGCAGUUGGUGUGGGGUUCAACUGACAGUGCCACCCAGAGCCCAAAAUAUCCAGUGUGCAGUGUGUAAAGCUGUCACACAGGUUCAACAACAUGAUCGUCUUCUGGGUCAAGCUCAAAGUUCACUUCAUGAUGCAACAAAUAAGUUGAAGGGAUUCCUUAAUACAGUUUCCAGCAAUAUUAAUUCAAUGGUAGCAGCAGUUAAUAGCUACCCUAUGCAGGCAUCGAGUUAUGGUAGUUAUGCCCAACCUGCAAGACCUAUUUCCUCACUGAUGCCUUUUUCAGCAAAAGGGAAGAAACGAGCAGUGUUAUGUGCAGUGAGCUACUAUGGACAGAGACAUAGGCUAAAAGGAACUGUCAACGAUGUAAGGUGCAUGAAAUAUUUUCUGGUUGAGAGGAUGGGUUUUCCAAAUGACUCCAUACUUCUUCUUUCAGAAGAAGAGCCCAAUCCUUCCUUGAUCCCGACGAAGUAUAAUAUCAGAAAGGCCUUGCACUGGCUUGUCCAAGGUUGCCAAUCAGGUGAUUCGUUAGUAUUUCACUAUUCAGGCCAUGGCUCACAACAGCGUGACUUGAAUGGAGACGAGAUAGAUGGGUAUGACGAAAUGUUGUUGCCAGUUGAUCACCAAAUUGAAGGAACAAUACUGGACGACGAGAUCAAUGCCACCAUUGUGAAGCCACUGCCCAGUGGCGCCAAGCUCCACGCCAUCAUUGAUGCAUGCCACAGCGGCACUGUCCUUGAUCUGCCAUUUUUGUGCAGAAUGAACAGUGAAGGAUACUAUGUCUGGGAGGAUCAUGGUUUCUUGUCAUCCACAUACAAAGGUACAAGUGGCGGGCUGGCCAUCUCCUUUAGCGCUUGUGAUGAUCAUCAAGUAUCAGUAGAUACCAUGGCUCUCUCAGGAAACGCUGUCACCGGAGCCAUGACGUACAGCUUCAUCCAAGCUGCACAAAAGGAACCCGGAUUGACGUAUGGUCGCCUGCUGAAUUCCAUGAGCCAGAUAAUUCGGGAUGCCAAAGCUGGAACACAUCUAAAUGGACCCAUUUCAGCUCUUUUGAGAAAAGUAUUGGGCACAGAAUUGUCACAGGUGCCACAAUUGUCGUCUUCUGCAAAAUUUGAUAUUUACUCGAAGCCAUUGAGUCUCUAGGAUGAGAAGACGUAGCCACAUUAUGAGGAUCUUCCGCUUGACUUGGAUGUAUAUGACUGUAUGUAGAUUGGGAAAUAUUUCGACCUUAAAAACCCAAUCAAUCACUAGUGUAACGAAACAAAAUUCGAAUGUCUGAGACCAGAUGUAGCACACAUCCCGCAAUCUCCCUUAUGUUGGCCGAGGCCCACAUUGUACUGAUCCAAGUAAAUAAACAAAUACUUCCUCCG
This is a messenger RNA of Coffea eugenioides, 1411 nucleotides long. Its product is annotated as metacaspase-1-like. The record is from RefSeq and is a predicted model, not a curated record. Gene Ontology annotation, molecular function: cysteine-type endopeptidase activity. Lineage: Eukaryota; Viridiplantae; Streptophyta; Magnoliopsida; Gentianales; Rubiaceae. The transcript is spliced from 5 exons. Gene Ontology annotation, biological process: proteolysis. Bases 24 to 1184 code for a protein of 386 amino acids.